This is a messenger RNA of Stegastes partitus (bicolor damselfish), 2313 nucleotides long. It is a transcript of the gene dlgap3, whose product is annotated as discs, large (Drosophila) homolog-associated protein 3. Gene Ontology annotation, cellular component: glutamatergic synapse; postsynaptic specialization. Lineage: Eukaryota; Metazoa; Chordata; Actinopteri; Pomacentridae. The transcript is spliced from 7 exons. The record is from RefSeq and is a predicted model, not a curated record. Gene Ontology annotation, molecular function: molecular adaptor activity. The annotation marks the transcript as partial. Gene Ontology annotation, biological process: signaling.
AUGAAAGGGUACCAUGUCAGCCGUAGCAUGUCUCAGCACUCCUCCGGUGGUGGCGGAGGAGGCCCCUGCCACUGCAUGCCUGAGGACUGCGACGGCCCGGGCAGAGAGUACUACCAGGGUCACAGCGAUGGCCAUUAUUACCCUCCAGGAGGUCCAGCUGAGGCUCUGGCGCUGGAGAGGCACCACUCACACUCCCACUCGCAUUCCCACAGCCACUCUGGAGGGGGCACCUUCCCUCGCUCCCACCCCAGCCAGCACCCACCUCUCCAGUCAUUUGACUCUUGCGAAGAGUGCCUAUCCUCGGGCCACGGAGGAAAGAUGCACCGGAUUCCCCCAAACCUGAUGGAUCAGUUUGAGAAGCAGGUGCCCUUCCACCCCGACGGCUUCCACACACUGCAGUACCAGCGCACAGCCAGCGGGGGUGCUGAGCAGCGCAGCGAGAGCCCAUCCCGCAUCCGUCACCUGGUCAACUCGGUGCAGCGCCUCUUCGCCAAGUCCCAUUCCCUGGAGGCACCGUCCAAACGGGAGUACAACGGCACAAGGGGAGGCGGGGACUACCGUGGUGAGAGAGGGGGAGGCCACAGGAGUGGAGGGGAGGAGGGCCAAUACUCAGGCCACCAGUCUCGCUCUACCAGGAGGAGCAAGUCUCGAGAGCGUAGCAAGAGUGGAGACUCUCGCCAUGAGUCGGGCAGACGCCAUCGCAGCAGGACGGCAGGCUGGUGGAGCUCUGAUGACAACCUGGACAGCGACAGCAGCUUCCUUGUCAGCGGGGGUCGACGGGGGUAUCCCAGUGGGCACGAGAGCCUGGAUGCUGCUAUUCAGGAGCUCACUAUGAAGAAGCCCAAGGAGCGAGGCGGAGGGCCAGGAUCUGGGGAGUGCGUGGCCUGUACCACAAUGGCUCUGGCUGGGAGUGAGGGAGGAGGACACCAUGGACAUCAUGGGCACCAUGGACACCAUGGUCAUUCCCUGAAGAGGAGCACCUGGUCAGCCAUGACAGUGAGUCAGGCCCGAGAGGUGUAUCCUUCCACCAGGGGAGGAGGAGGCUAUGACAAAGCCUUGGUGCCCAUCGAGAGCAAGAUGAAGGAGAGGACCUUCCACUACCUGCAGGUGUGUGUACGCCUGCAUAUCAACAAGUGUAUACUGUACUCGUGUAAGCAGUGCACAGAUUCCUACCCGACCAACAACCGGACGGCGCCCAAAACCCACACCCGCUCUCGUAGUUACACCCGCUCUCUGACCAGCUCACAGCUGGGGGACACGUUGAACCGCCAGUUCGAGGCCGUGUGCGAGACCAUGUUCGGGGAGGUGGAGUCCCAAGCUGUCGAGGCCUUGGAUCUUCCCGGCGUGUUUCGCACUCGCAGCCACAGCUACGUUCGCGCCAUCCAGGCCGGCUGCUCCCAGGAUGACGACUGCCUCUCCGUCUUCUCCAUGUCCGGCCCCCAGGGAAGCAUCAAGGGCGGGGCCGUCUGUCCCUUCUGUGCUCCUCCCCCACUCCCACCUCGCAUGUCAAAGUCUUCGCUCUCGGUGCGAGCCCAGAGCAGCACCGAGUCCACCCAGGAUGCCUACUACCAGAGUAGCGGACAGCUGGCCUCGAGCUCCGGCCCCGGGCGCCCCAAGCAGCACAGCAACUCCGUGGACCUGGGUAGCUCUGACGGGCCCUCAGGUCGCGCCUCCAGAGGCGGCUACUACACGGCCAGCGGCCCUGGACGUUCCAGACAGCACAGUAAUUCCGCAGAGAGCCUAGAUGGGGUCAGGGGGUCGAGGGAGCUGGUGCCCUAUGGAGGGGGUCCGGGCGUCGGGGUGAGGGCCAAGCACAGCAGCUCUGCUGACAGUCUCCUGGAGGGGCCGCCGAGGCCAGCCAGGGAGAGGGACGGCAGGGUCGGAGGCAGCCUGGGGAAGUCGGCGUCUCUGCCUCAGAAUAGUAUAGUGCUGAGUAAAGUAGGAGGGCAGGACGAAGGACGCGGCGGCAGAAAGUGGAGACCUUCCAUAGCUGUGCAGGUGGACAGUUCAGAGACGCUGUCAGAUUCAGAUGCGGAGGGCAAAGCUCUUACAGAGGUCCACUCGAUAGGAGUCCAAGUGGAAGAUGACAAGAGGCGCGCUCGUUUCAAGCGCUCCAACAGCGUGACGGCGAGCGUGCAGGCUGACCUGGACCCCGAGGGCUUCCCGGGGCUCAGCAUCGCCGUGCCAACGCAGGACAAGAGUCUCCAGUUCGGCUGCUCCUUCCAGAGGCAUUCAUCAGAGCCCGAGUCCGCCAGCCAGUACACGGAGUGUCACCGCACCGUCCACACGCAGGGGCAGUGGGCCUACAGAGAG